This is a messenger RNA of Armigeres subalbatus, 5177 nucleotides long. It is a transcript of the gene Tmep, whose product is annotated as transmembrane protein 184B. Gene Ontology annotation, cellular component: membrane. The coding region runs from base 470 to 1906 and encodes 478 amino acids. The transcript has 9 exons. The record is from RefSeq and is a predicted model, not a curated record. Lineage: Eukaryota; Metazoa; Arthropoda; Insecta; Diptera; Culicidae. Gene Ontology annotation, molecular function: transporter activity. Gene Ontology annotation, biological process: transport.
GUACGGGACUUCGUCAUAGUCGGUCGAUUUUACGGAGUGUCUUUGUCCGUGGUACAGUAAUUUUGAUUGCGAAUGGUUUUUCCUACAGGUGAAAUUGAAAAUUAUUGGUUUACAUAGUGAUUAAAGAUGGAAGAACGGUUCUGAAAGUGUUGACGUGGUUUGAUCAGGUAUUUCAGUUUUCAGGUUUUGUAACAGUGGAAACUGGUGCAGAAGAAGAAAGUGAAUUAGUGAAAGUGUGUUGAGAAAAUAUUGCAAAAAGGCACCUUCGCAAUAGUUCGUUCUAAAUGUAGGUCACCAAAGUGCAACUGGUUUUCGAAAAAAAUUGGGAAAUAUUAGAAUUAUCAAGCACCGUGUGUUAGUUUUUAACGUUCAUAACGGCGAAAAGGAUCUAAUAUAAUUCGGGGACGCACUGUACUGCAUCCCGGUUGCUUAGCGGUGGCACAGGCGUAUACAGAACCCGAGUAGUAUCAUGAGCAGUACCGAACAUCCGCCGGGAGAUCUGCUCAAUGGCAGUACGGUCACUUCAAAGCCGACCAUUGUCGUACGCUCCACGGAAGCGGCAUCGGCGGCGGCGUUAGGAAUCGAUCCACUCAUCAGUCACGUUGGAGACGGUAUCUUUCUACAGACGAAGACAGCCCAAGGAUUGGCUGGUAUAUUCGUAUGGAUUGCUCUGUUCAUCACGUGUCAACAGAUCUACCAACACCUACGAUGGUACACGAACCCCCAGGAGCAGCGAUGGAUCGUGAGGAUAUUGUUCAUUGUUCCCAUCUAUGCCACCUACUCGUGGAUUAGUUUGCUAUUUUUCAAUUCUGAAAGUGUCUACGUGUAUUUCUUCACAGUGCGAGACUGCUACGAGGCGUUCGUAAUCUAUAACUUCCUUUCCUUGUGCUAUGAAUACCUCGGCGGUGAGGGCAACAUCAUGUCCGAAAUCCGUGGUAAACCAAUCAAAUCGUCCUGCCUCUACGGAACAUGCUGUCUCACCGGGAAAACGUACACCAUUGGAUUCCUCCGGUUUUGUAAACAGGCCACUUUGCAGUUCUGUCUGGUCAAACCGCUGAUGGCGUUCAUUAUCAUCUUUCUACAGGCCUUUGGGCACUAUCACGAUGGAGAUUGGAGUGCCGAUGGUGGCUAUAUCUACAUAACCGUUAUAUACAACAUAUCGGUUUCAUUGGCCCUGUACGGACUGUACCUUUUCUAUUUCGCCACGAGGGAUCUGCUGACGCCGUUCGAUCCGGUGCUCAAAUUCUGCACAGUGAAAUCUGUGAUUUUCCUUUCAUUCUGGCAGGGUGUCGGGCUGGCCAUCCUGGAAAAGGCUGAAGUAAUCUCACCAAUCGUGGAUGCCGGUGGUUCCACCACAUCGGCUGGUACUGUAUCUGCCGGUUAUCAGAAUUUCUUCAUUUGCAUCGAAAUGUUAUUUGCGGCCAUUGCCCUGCGGUAUGCGUUCCCGUACCAGGUGUACGCCCAAAGCUGUAUGACUGACGCGCACGGUAGAUCCGUGACGAUGCAAUCAAUUUCUAGCAGUUUAAAGGAAACGAUGAAUCCGAAGGAUAUUAUGACGGACGCGAUACACAAUUUCCAUCCGCAGUACCAACAGUACACGCAAUACAGUUCAGGUGGGAAAAAUUCUCGCGGUAUACGAGUGUCAUCAUACGAUCCGGACGAUCCAAGCCAUCAGCUAACACAGGGAGGGGGAAAUGGCGGAUCUGGCGGCACAAACCAAGGUAGCGGGACUAGAGGCAGUGGUGGCUACAGCACCGGUCACAACAGUUACAUCGCCCCGCCAACGCUGGGCAGCCAGCGGAAAUUUAUGCCCGGAGGAGGUGGCGGCUCUCAAAAGGUAGCCACAAUUAGCCAGAAUUAUAACGAGAAAACAAUGCUGCUAAGUAGCGACGAUGAGUACCAAUAAAAAAAAGAUGGUUGCCUAUAGUCAAGACUUUCCGUUUCCUUUCCAUUCCCAAGGUGGGUGGAUAGAAGUUUUGAAUUUCCACUAAAAUAUGGGAGAACAAUGUUUAUAUAAUUUUGUGUAAAUUUUGAAUGAUUUCAAUGGACUAAUACAUACACUCCCGGCCAUAGGUUUGGGUUCACUACUUAAAAAAAUUGACUAAGUGUUUUACACAUAUUUCUUUAGUCAUAUGUCCGAUUUGUGACAUUCACGACUCAUGACUCACUCGAAAGAUGAGUAGAUCUUGAGCUUGAGAUGUUUGAUAUACUUAUUGGAAAGCAUGUUGAAGUUUGAACCAAAGUUGCACUUUUUGUCCAAAAUUAACAUGACUUUUUAAACUUAAAUUCUUCGAAAAUAAGCCGAUAAAAUUGUAUAGCAAGUGUGGGAACAGGACCCGAAAUGUAUAAUCCUUCAAUAUCAUUUUGAAAAAUACGGCGAAAAAAUCUUGAUUAGUUUAUGUUUACUAAAAUAGUGAGGAACAUGUAUGACUCACUUCGGCCAAAAGUUUGGGUUCAUCUCUUGAAAUUAGAAAAUGAAUUUGUUCAUUACUCAUACAUAAGCACAAUAAGUUUAAAUUUAUUGCAUGGUAUGUGAUGCAACACUUGUAUCACAAUGAAUUUCUAAAAUUUGAUUAGAAGCUGAAUAAUAGUUUUUAUACAUAUUUGGAGGAAAAUGUCACUAUAUUGUGAAAUAUUUAAUAUAAUUGGCUAAACUAAUUUUACCUCUCAUUAGUAAGUUAAACUCAUUGGCUUCCAUAUGCUUCCCGUAGAGCUCAAAGCGUAUAAGAAACGGCUGAGAUAAAGUGGAAAUACUAUUUUUGGGGGGUGAACCCAAACUAAAGGCCGCAGCAAAUCACGGGCAUUAUUUGUUUAUCAGUUUUUCAGUAAUUAGAAAAAAUCCCCAAACAUUCUAAAAAUUGGUAUUGAAAGUGCAUAGAUUUAGGGUCGUCUUCCCACACUUGCUUUUAAAAUUUGUCGGCUCAUUUUCGGAGGAUUUAGGUUUUAAAAUCUAUGUUAAUUUUGAACAAAAAGUACAAGUUUGGUCCAAAUUUUACCAUGCUUUCCAAUAAGAAUGCUUUCUGUCAAAUAUCUCAAGUUCAAGAUCUACUCAUUAUCUUUUGAAUGAGCCGUGAAGAUCACGCAUCGGACAUUGAACUAAAGAAAAAUGUGUAAAAAAAAAGUUUGUUUUGUAAGUUGAACCCAAACGUAUGACCAGGACUGUACGCGUUUCAUAAUAAAGUAUAAAUUAUCUAUUUCAAAAAUGACAAUUUAAAAUUAAAAAAUAGGUUGGAAUGUUUUUGAAUAUAUCGAAAAACAAUACAAAAUGAUGUCCAAGUAAUGGCGGUUCUUGCAGGUUCAGUUUUAUUUUUGUCAGGUUGUUAAACAAUGUCACUCAAAUUCUUUUGACAAUAAUAGAUCAAAGUAUGUCAAAACUGCUGUUUCCACUAUUUUUUUUAUUUUAGGAAAAUAAUAAAACGGUUUAUUUCUUUUUUUUUCGAACCGAAAAAUUUGUACUUUAUUAUAGCGCGUUCCAUUUCAGUGUCAACACAGAAAGAAUAAAAAAAUACUUUUAUUCAAACAGGAUAUAAAGUCUGUGUGGAAGUUUAGGGUAGGAAACUUAUUUCAAGUAAUCCAAUGCAGAUAUAGGACGAUGGCCAGGCAGUAUAUGGUAUAGUUAUUUAUAUAAAGUUAUUAAUGCCAGCAUGAGUAAACGAAUAAAAAAAAUAAUUUUAAAACAAAAUGGCAGGUAAACUUUGAAUAUUGUAAAGUAAUAAAUACAAACCAAAUAAUUACAGAAGAGACGAUGCAAGUUAAUGUUUACAGUGGCGACAAAUACUGAAUAUAAUAUUAGUAUUUUUGUGUAUACUACAUUCAAUUACAGAAGUGCAAAACUUUUGUAUUUCCACUGCAGUAAAAACAGAUUACUUAUCAUAACGCCGUCAAAUUGUUGCAUCAAAAAGGAAGAUCCUUCAAGAUGCUGCAUUUACACUGAACAUCUUAAAUUUAUUUUGGACACUAAAAUUGCUAAAUGUUGCUGAAAAGUACAAUAUUCCUGCCAUUUUAUGAUACAUUAAUAGUAAGCGGAAAGGCACGACUAUUCACAGAAAAUGGUAGAAAAUCCAUUGAAAUGCCAAACACCUCAAUUGUAUUUAUUCUCGUAAUUUGUUUUUUUCUUAAUUCAAUAGAUUCAAUCUAGGGACACGAAAGGUAUUUCCGUCCAUCGUCGCAAGGGCUAAAACCAACGAAAGCAACGUACAUUUGCUAGAACUCCACUAUAGCAAAACGUUUCUCCUGAGCUUAUGAUAUGGUACGAAUGAGUGUCUUUUUGAUUGGUUGCGAGACUAUGACGAAAAGACGAAAAUAUCUGCCGUGUCCCUAUGUGAUGGUAAUGAACAGAGCCAGAUCGCUUCCGGGCAAAAUGAGAAAUUGUUUUAUUUUGCAAUCGAUAUCUGUAAAGUGGUGCAAUCAAAUUGAAUAGUACUCGUCUUAUGCAAAGUGAGUGAUAGGUUUUACGUAAAAGAAAGGAAAACAGUAUUACCACGUCAAAAUGAAUGUUUGUUUGGAUGCUAUUAUGCUACUUUUUGACAGGGCAAGUGAAUUGAACAAUUGAACAGAUGAAUUCAAUUGACUUGCCAAAAGUUGAACAUGUUCAACUUUCUUUCCAUUCAAGUUAAUUGAAUUAAGGUGUUUACACGUUCCACGUUCGAUUCAAGCGACUUGCUCAAUUCACUUGCCUUGUCUAAACGUAGCAUUAAGGUGCUCAUUUUGUCCAGUCCCAAGAUAGUCAAAAAGUACCAACAUUGCAUAAGUUAAAUACGCAUCCAAUGUUACAUUUAUUCUCAAAACUUGAAGUUAUUCGAACUGCUUUGAACAAUGUUUAACAAAUUUGGUGAUUUCAUUGUUUUUUCACGUUCGAAUCAGGCACCUUACCUUGUUUUAUCUAAACCUCAUCACUUAAACGUUAGUGCUUCAACCGUUUGUAACACAUUGUUGUUUCGGUGUGUUAAAACAAUGCACUAGGCAAACUGACAUAUUGUGAAGAAAUGUUUAUCUAAAUAUACACAUAGAGACGAUGUUCCACAUCGGAACUGUGCAUGAAAAAGGAAGCAAAUCAUAGAAAUCAUAGGCUUUCUAAGAGUCAGCAUAAUUCCAAAGGAUUACGUGAAAUACAUACACAAAGAAAACUGGUGUAAUUUCUAAAAUAGCAUAUAUAUAAAUAAAAUUAUUUUAAUUUA